Molecule: messenger RNA, 2351 nt
Organism: Phodopus roborovskii (desert hamster)
Lineage: Eukaryota; Metazoa; Chordata; Mammalia; Rodentia; Cricetidae
Gene: Kbtbd3
Product: kelch repeat and BTB domain containing 3
Exons: 3
Coding region: 272-2095 (607 amino acids)
Molecular function (GO): protein binding
Source: RefSeq, a predicted model, not a curated record
GGCCCCGUGCAGGUCUCAGACUUCCUGCAAAGUCACAUCGGUGCAUUUCUGUUUCCUUGGUUGCUGUUGUAGAUGGAUGUUGGCGGCUUUUCUGUGAACAUCCUCUUGAGCAAAGUCGUGGGCGAAUUAGAGUCCAGGGAAAAGUUGGUCUCUGCAGCCGAAUAUGGAUUCUGCAUUUGAUGGUAUAUAGGUGUCACGCUGAGUCAGCCUGUCCACUUCCUAAGGCUUCCAGGAAGGAUCUGGAAAGUUCUAAGAACAGGUGAAAUUGGCUAUGGAUAAUCCAUGCGAUUUCAAUGAACAAGGCUCAUGGAAUGGAAUCUCAUCUGGGAAGAAAAAGAAUUUCUUUGCAUCAGAUGAUCACGGACAGAAAAUUUUAAGUGUACUACAGAGUUUUAGAGAACAGAAUGUCUUUUAUGAUUUCAAAAUAAUCAUGAAAGAAGAAAUAAUCCCAUGUCAUCGUUGUGUGUUGGCGGCAUGCAGUGACUUUUUCAGGGCGAUGUUUGAAGUAAACAUGAAAGAAAGAGAUGAUGGAAGUGUUACCAUCACUAACUUGUCCUCCAAAGCAGUAAAGGCAUUUCUUGACUAUGCUUACACCGGAGAAGCAAGAAUAACAGAUGAUAAUGUGGAAAUGUUUUUCCAGUUGUCAUCCUUUCUUCAGGUCCCCUUCUUGUCCAAAGCUUGCAGUGACUUCUUAAUAAAAAGCAUCAGUCUUGUCAAUUGUUUGCACUUGUUAUCUCUGUCAGACAGCUAUGGCUCUACCCAUUUGUUUAAUCAUGCUUUAUGCUUUGUACAGCAUCACUUUCAUUUGUUAUUUAAAUCCAGGGAGUUUUUAGAGAUGAAUUUUGGAGUGUUGGAAAAGUGCCUGGAGUCAGAUGAGUUAAAUGUGCCUGAAGAAGAAAUUGUCCUGAAAGUGGUCAUCACAUGGAUUAAAUACAACUUAGAGUCCAGGCAAAAGCAUCUGCCUCACUUGAUUACAAAAGUAAGGUUACAUCAUUUAUCUGAGGACACACUUCAAGACUAUCUGCUCAAUGAGGAGUGUUUACUCAAAAGCACAAACUGUUUUGACAUAAUCGUGGAUGCCAUUAAGUGUGUACAAUGUUCUAGUGGCCUCUUCCCUGAUGCUCGACCAUCCACAACUGAAAAAUAUAUAUUCAUCCAUAAAACUGAGGAAAAUGGAGAAAACCAAUAUACAUUUUGCUAUAAUAUUAAAACUGACUCAUGGAAAAUACUGCCACAGUCACAUCUUAUUGAUUUGCCAGGAUCUAGUCUGUCUAGCUAUGGAGAGAAAAUAUUCUUGACAGGUGGUUGUAAAGGGAAGUGCUGUAGAAAGGUUCGACUUCAUAUUGCUGAGUCUUACCAUGAUGCCACUGACCAGACCUGGUGCUACUGUCCAGUCAAAAAUGAGUUUUUCUUGGUUUCGACCAUGAAAACUCCUAGGACCAUGCAUACUUCAGUCAUGGCUCUCAAUAGAUUAUUUGUUAUAGGUGGAAAGACUAGAGGAUCCCAGGACAUUAAAAGUCUCUUAGAUGUUGAAUCUUAUGAUCCACUAUCCAAAGAGUGGACAUCAGUUAGCCCUUUACCCAGAGGCAUCUAUUACCCAGAAGCCACUGCAUGCCAGAAUGUCAUUUAUGUUCUUGGAUCCGAGGUAGAGAUUGCAGAUGCUUUUAACCCAUCACUUGAUUGUUUCUUUAAGUACAAUGCUACAACUGACCAGUGGUCUGAACUGGUAGCAGAAUUUGGGCAAUUCUUUCAUGCUACUCUAAUUAAAGCUGUCCCAGUAAAUUGUACCCUGUAUAUAUGUGAUCUUUCCACCUAUAAGGUGUAUAGUUUCUGUCCUGAUACUUGUGUAUGGAAAGGAGAAGGCUCUUUUGAAUGCGCAGGCUUUAAUGCUGGUGCAGUUGGGAUUGAGGAUAAGAUUUACAUAUUAGGUGGAGAUUAUGCACCUGAUGAGAUCACAGAUGAAGUACAGGUUUACCACAGCAGCAGGUCAGAGUGGGAAGAGGUGUCACCAAUGCCAAGAGCCUUAACUGAAUUUUACUGCCAAGUUAUUCAGUUCAACAAAUAUAGGGACCCAUGGUUUUCUAAUCAUUUCUAAAAGUAAUAUUUGCAUGAGUGAUCUAAAAUGAUGACUAGUAGAAUUAGUAAAAAAGUGUUUAUAUCAGCAUAAUAAAAUAUUCCUUCUAUUGAACAAUGACUGUAUAUGUAUGCUGUCUAUACGUAGACAGUUCCCAGAAAAUUAAAACACAAAAUACAUUUUACCAAAGUUGUAUUGAAUGUAAUUUAAUAUUGAAUGGUUCAGAAUGCUUAGUAUUGUCUUGUGUAAAUAAAAAUUAAAGGUUUUGGCAUUUUGA